UGAAAUCCAAGUGAAAUCCAAGUGAAACCCAAUUGAAAUCCAAGUGAAAUCCAGUUUCCCCGACUGAACGGGUUACUGCUCAGCGAAAAUGUGCGACCACAAGUUCCUGUUCAAGAUCCUCGUCCUGGGCGACUCCGGCGUGGGCAAGACCUGCCUGCUGAUGCGCUUCGUGGACGACCGCUUCACCGGGAAGUACGUGUGCACGGUGGGCAUUGACUUCAAGGUGCGCCUCGUGGAGGUGGCGGGCCAGAAGGUGAAGCUGCAGAUCUGGGACACCGCCGGCGAGGAGCGCUUCCGCUCGGUGAUGCCCUCCUAUUUCCGAGGUGCCAAUGGCGUUCUGCUCGUCUACGACACCACGUCGGCCGCCAGUUUCCAGCACAUCGAACACUGGCUGGAGGAGAUGCGGCGCUGCUGUCCGCAUCGCAUCAACGUGCUCCUGGUGGGCAACAAGUGCGACGACCUGGAGAGGCGCCAGGUGAGCCAGGAGCAAGCCACCAUCUACGCCGACCACCGAGCACUCGCCUUUCGCGAGGUGUCCGCCAAAAGUGGCGUCAAUGUGAACUACGUGUUCGCCGCCUUGGCGGUGAACAUCUAUAACCGCCUGGUGAUCUCGCGUCGCCUUCUCGCUGAGCAGGAUUGCAAGGACGAGAAGCAGGACAAGAAGCCGGUGGCAUCCAAGGUCCACUUGGCUGGCCAACGUCGCCUGCGAUCCAAUCCCCCUGAGCGGUGCUGUUAAAAAUUUUUUUUUUUUUUAUCAUUUUUUUGUAUUUCCUGCUGAGGAGAUGACGUUUGAUUUACA
Messenger RNA from Drosophila ficusphila, 799 nucleotides. It is a transcript of the gene Rab9D, whose product is annotated as ras-related protein RIC1. Gene Ontology annotation, biological process: protein localization to plasma membrane; protein secretion; Golgi vesicle fusion to target membrane. Gene Ontology annotation, molecular function: GTPase activity; GTP binding. The record is from RefSeq and is a predicted model, not a curated record. NCBI's taxonomy places the organism in Eukaryota, Metazoa, Arthropoda, Insecta, Diptera, Drosophilidae. The transcript has 2 exons. Bases 89 to 736 code for a protein of 215 amino acids. Gene Ontology annotation, cellular component: endosome; plasma membrane; trans-Golgi network transport vesicle.